AUGGUUGUCUUCAGCAAGAUUACCGUUGCCUUGGCCGGUCUGGCCUCCGUUGCUUCCGCUGUCCCCACUGGCGGUAAGAAGAGCUUCACUGUCAACCAGGUUGCCGUGAGUGCCACGAAGACUCAGAACUUUGCCAACAACUACGCUCGUGCUCUUGCCAAGUACGGCGCCAAAGUCCCUACCCACGUUCAGGCUGCUGCUCAGCAGAGUGGCUCUGCUACCACCACUCCCGAGAGUGAUGACGAGGAGUACCUCACUCCCGUCAACGUCGGUGGCACGACCCUGAACCUGGACUUUGAUACCGGCUCUGCCGAUCUCUGGGUCUUCUCCUCGGAGCUUCCCGCUUCGGAGCAAACUGGCCACAGCCUCUACAAGCCCAACAAUGGCACUAAGCUGUCUGGCUACACCUGGUCCAUCUCCUACGGCGAUGGAAGCUCCGCCAGCGGUGAUGUCUACAGGGACACCGUCUCAGUCGGUGGAGUCAAGGCCACCGGCCAAGCUGUUGAGGCUGCUUCCACGAUCAGCCAGCAGUUCACCCAGGACCAGAACAACGACGGUCUUCUGGGUCUCGCUUUCAGCUCCAUCAACACCGUCAAGCCCAAGUCGCAGACCACUUUCUUCGACACCGUGAAGUCCACACUCGCUUCUCCCCUCUUCGCCGUGUCCCUAAAGCACAAUGCUCCCGGCUCUUACGACUUUGGCUUCAUCGACAAGUCCAAGUACACUGGCUCGCUGACCUACGCCGAUGUCGAUAGCUCCCAGGGCUUCUGGGGCUUCACCGCUGAUAGCUACAAGAUUGGUUCCACAACUGGUAGCUCGAUCAAGGGCAUUGCUGACACCGGUACUACCCUCUUGCUGCUCGAUGACGAGGUUGUCUCUGCCUACUACAAGCAAGUUAGCGGUGCGGCUUCGGACUCCUCCGCUGGUGGCUACACCUUUGACUGCUCUUCUACUCUGCCUGACUUCACUGUUAGCAUCUCCGGCUAUGAUGCUGUUGUCCCCGGCAGCUUGAUCAACUACACUCCUGUCUCCCAGGGCUCCUCCAAGUGCCUGGGUGGUAUUCAGAGCAACUCUGGUCUUGGCUUCUCUAUCUUUGGUGACAUCUUCCUGAAGAGCCAGUACGUCGUCUUCGACUCCAACGGUCCCCGCCUUGGUUUCGCUGCCCAGUCUUCUUAA
Penicillium verhagenii is the source of this 1176-nucleotide messenger RNA. Its product is annotated as pepsin-like aspartic protease. The transcript has 2 exons. Lineage: Eukaryota; Fungi; Ascomycota; Eurotiomycetes; Eurotiales; Aspergillaceae. Gene Ontology annotation, biological process: proteolysis. The record is from RefSeq and is a predicted model, not a curated record. Gene Ontology annotation, molecular function: aspartic-type endopeptidase activity. Bases 1 to 1176 code for a protein of 391 amino acids.